AUGUCUAAACGUUUUCGGAGCAACUCAGCUACCCUUCCUGAGUCUGACCAGCGAUCAAGGUCCUCUUCCGAGCUCACGACUCCACCCCCAGACCGGACCAAGAUCCUACGGGAUAACCUGCCGGUCUCACCGGUGAUGCAAUGCUCCCUUCCACCUCAUGAAUUACUUUCGUUUGCGUCUUACGACGCCUACGAGGUCCAUUAUCUCCAGGUCCAUGUCAAUCGCUGUUCCCAGUGUGGCAGGAACUUCCCCACGGGCCAUUUUCUCAAUUUACAUAUCGAAGAAAACCACGACCCUCUUGUGGCAGCACUAAAAGAGCGUGGAGAGAAGACCUAUAGCUGUUUUGUCGAGACAUGUGAGAAGAAAUGCUCGACGCCUCAGAAACGAAGGCUGCACCUGAUCGACAGGCACCUGUUUCCUCGGUCAUACAACUUUUAUAUCGUUAAUGAUGGAAUUGAUAAGCAGACUUCCUUACUCAGAUCAAUGGAUAGUGAUAAACGCCGCCGUCGUAUCUCUGCUGCUUCUAUAUCAUCAAUUCAAGAUGGAGGAGCACGGCGGCGAAUCUCGGUGUCUCAACACUCUUUCCCCCUGGCAAUGGGUCAAAGUCCCAUGCCACAGACAAAUAAAGAUGACCCAGACGAUAUGGAUAUAGACGGCCUAGAGAAAUCUAUGUCGGCUCUCCGAUUCGUGCCUGCUAGUGUCACAAGGAACAAGAUAAAAGCGCCUCCAAGGCCUUCAUGA
Molecule: messenger RNA, 741 nt
Organism: Penicillium chermesinum
Lineage: Eukaryota; Fungi; Ascomycota; Eurotiomycetes; Eurotiales; Aspergillaceae
Product: Zinc finger C2H2
Exons: 3
Coding region: 1-741 (246 amino acids)
Source: RefSeq, a predicted model, not a curated record